CCCAGGCUGGGGGUGGGGUUCGCCGCACAUCUCCUGUCGCCGUCGCGGCUUCCGGUGCUAGGUGGAGGGAAGGAAGGAGGGAGCCGGGGAGCAGGCCAGCGGACCAGCGUCGCCGCGGUCGGCUCGGGGAGAGGGAGGCAGCGGCCCGAGAGCCAGGCGGAACCUGCGGGGGCGGAGGUGGCGGUGGCAGCCGCGGCACCGGGAGCAGGAACAGGAUCAAGCUCUCCAUACCGAGAACCAGGCUAAAACCAGACCACCACUGUCCCUCCCUGGGUCUCACUGACCUCAGAAAGCAGCUCCUGUAACCAUGGGUAAUAUCUUUGGGAACCUCCUGAAGAGCCUGAUUGGGAAGAAGGAGAUGCGCAUCCUGAUGGUGGGCCUGGACGCUGCCGGGAAGACCACCAUCCUGUACAAGCUGAAGCUGGGGGAGAUUGUCACCACCAUCCCCACCAUCGGGUUUAAUGUAGAAACAGUGGAAUAUAAGAAUAUCAGCUUCACAGUAUGGGAUGUAGGUGGCCAGGACAAGAUUCGGCCUCUCUGGAGACACUACUUCCAGAACACCCAAGGCUUGAUAUUUGUGGUUGACAGCAAUGAUCGGGAACGAGUAAACGAGGCCCGAGAGGAGCUGAUGAGGAUGCUGGCAGAGGAUGAGCUCCGGGAUGCUGUGCUCCUUGUGUUUGCAAACAAACAGGAUUUGCCGAAUGCUAUGAAUGCUGCUGAAAUCACAGACAAGCUGGGGCUGCAUUCUCUGCGUCACCGCAAUUGGUACAUCCAGGCCACCUGUGCUACCAGUGGGGACGGGCUCUAUGAAGGAUUGGACUGGCUGGCCAAUCAGCUCAAAAAUAAGAAGUGAGAGCCAGGCAGCCCUAUCUGACUACCCCACCCACUCCUGACACGUACCCGUUGUCUCCCUACUCCUAUCUCUCCCUUCCUUUCUCUUGAAAGUGUGGCCAAGGUCCUGGGUAUCAUGUCUACAUGCCCAGCAAGAGCCUUGCCUCCUGUGCCUCCCUUCCUCCUUCCCUGUCCACUGACAUGGUCGGUCCCCAACUGCUGUCCUGAUGAUGAAUCAUUCCAAUUUACUGGAUUUAAAACAAAUGAGGCUGUUAUGGUUUCAUGGGGUGGUCUCCCUGUUGGGUUUCAGGAGAAAGAGUGGGGUGUUCUCUAUGUUUGCUGUUUGGCACUGGUUGCUGUGCUCUUGGCCUCUGAGCCCCUUCCCUGUCUCCCUGGCCGCUCUCCUCCCUGUCUUCCUUUCCUUCUACCCCCUCUCCUGUUCUACAUGGAAGUUGCACGGGCCUCUCUGUGUGUGCGUGCAUGUGUGCGCCUGUAUAUACAUGUAUAGAGAGAUAUAUAUGUCGGGGUUGGGGGGAGGGAGUGGAGUGCAGCUCAGGGCUUGCAGCCAGGACACUGCCCAGUGGAGCCUGUCAUCUGCCCCUCCUGUGUUGGUGAGAUAAAGGGGAGAUGUGGGUGGGUCCCCAUUGCUUUCCUCUCUGCAGGUGGUGUUCCUGGAUGUUAGACAGAUGGCCGACUCUACAACCGUCUUCCUUAUAUUUUUUUCUCCACCCUUGUGAGCGCAGGAAAUGGCAUUUAUCUCUAGAUGACUGUUCCUAAGGAGAUGCCAUGCUACGCUGCCUCGUUGGUAGGGAGGAGAGAGGAACCCACUCACUUUGAUCAGUCCAGAGUGUUCUAUUGGUCCUCCUCCGUCAUAAGAGCUCAGAGGGAGAUGGGUUAGUGGGGCCUGCAUGCUGAGGGGUGGAGUGUAGUCUGUUUUCCAUCUUGUUCUUGUUACUAGGAAAAGGUAAGACAUGGAACAGUCUUGCUCCUGCUUCUUCCUCAGGCUUCUGAUCUUUGGGGCUGGGGCUCCAUCUGUCCUUUGUCAGAUUUUCUCACCUAGUCAGCUGACAUGCUGAGGACUGACCAGGUGGGAUAACAAGGGGCUGUGGAGUAGGGGUGACAUAGCAGACCUCAGUAUCAACCCCUCUGCUCCAGUCUCUUUCUAGUGCAGGACCAGCUAGAAGAUGAGUUUCUGCUCUUGGCAGGCCUCAGACUCUCCUUGUCUGCCCUGUCCACCUCCUUCCUGGUGGCUUUCCUCAACCUUCACACACUUCCCUGAAUAGGUUCGGGGAGUUGGAGUGGAGGAGACAGGACCCUGUGUGGCUGGUGCUGGGAUAGUGAUCUGCAGGGACCUCCCUGUGUCAGUCUUUGGUUGUUCAGAUGCUGCUGCUGCAGGUCUGUAAGAGGGCACUUAUUCCUGAGGCUCUGACCUGGGUCCUGAUGGAGUCAUUGCAGUGAAGCUGUGGCUGCUCUGUGGGCUCCUGUGUGUGCUGGCUGCGCCCUGAGCUCCAAACCAGCUGCCCAUCAGCUCUCUGCUGAGGUCAGGACCCCGGGCCUUCUCCAGGAGGGCAGUUGUGAGCACCCCUCCGACCAGGUCUCCUGCUGGCUUUCUCUUCAGCAGGCAGAUGGGUUCCCCAGCUUAGCCCCGCAGAACUGUGAGACGUCCAGGGGUGUCCCUCAGUGCACUUAGUGCUGUUACUAAACCCCAGAUGCCACGUGGGUGUGUACUCUAGACCGUGUGCGUGUUUGUGUUUGUGUGUGUGUGGUAUUUGGUGUGUACAUGGGGCGGGGGCUGGGGGUUCUGUUUCAUUUUAAAGUGGGUUCAUUACUGUCACUCGACACUACCCUCCACACUUUCUUGUCUGUUUCCUGAUUUUUUUUUCCACCUUGGUUGCCGCUCUGUGAACUCUGCUUUGCUUCACCGUUCAUUCACCGCUGCUGCUGCCUGUUUGUUUUUCUUUUCCUUGUUUUCGUCUUCUACUUGAUUUUCUACUCUUUGUGAUUGGUGAGGACUUUGCCUCCUUCUCUGCCACGCCCUCUGGCCUUCCCUGCUUAGAUGCUAGUUCCAAGUAGGUUUUGUACAUUGCUUGGUCCACUCCUCCACCCCCUACCCCAGCAUCUGUUUUUCUCAGCCUCCUAGGACCAACCUGAGGCUGAGCAGGCUGAAGCAGCCUAUGAUGUUGCCUUGGUGCUGCUCCAGAUAUGUCCAGCAGGGGGCAGUAACAUCUUGUAACAUCUCUGGCUCCAGGGGGAAGGGGCUUUCUACAUUCCCAUUCACUUGACAUCUUUGGGGGUGGGGUUCCAUUCCAUUUCUGUAAACUCCCUCUCCUGCUUUUAUCAAGUUGGUUUAAUUUUUGAUCUUCGUUGUUCCAGCUUUCUUCCUGGGGAUUCCCCUUCCCUCCACCUCCAGCGUUUGUGGUGUUACAGUGGUUUCUACAGUUCGAAAGUGGGUUUUUCUUUUUCCUUUCUCUGGAAUGUAGACUGUGUAUGGUUAACAACUCACCUUCUCUAUCCUUGCUCAAAAAUGUGGGCUAAUGCAAUGGCUGUGACCCUGGUUGGAAAUUAAACUUGUCUCAUGCAGCUCUGGAGGAGCCCUUCAUGCUGUGUAGCAGCCACGCGGCAGCGGGGACAUCUGUUUCUGUCCCCUUCCACACUGUUCUCUCUCUGCAGCGGUGGGAGGACGUGCUUCAGUGGGUGGAGAAUAAGUCACGGAGGAACUUAGGUUUAUUGGGAACACUGAUUGUGAGUCCUUCUUCCCGUCACACCCAGAAGGAAAUGCAGUGAGUCAGGCAGCAGAGCGUGAGCUGGGACGGAUAGCCUCGUGAAGUGCACACUCCUGAGUGGGCUGUGUCACCACCUGUUGACAGACCACAGGGCAGCGCCUCUCAGCCUGUGGGGGUCGAGUGAUCCUUUCACAGGGGCUGAGUAUCUGAUACCCUGCUUAAAUAUUUAUAUCAUGAUUCAUUACAGUUAUGAAGUAGCAACAAAAAUAAUUUUUAUGCUUGGGGGUUACCACAACUUGAGGGACUGUAUUAAAGGACCGUAGCUGUAGGAGGGGUGAGAAGCAUUGCUUUAGAGACUAAAGCAAUUGAAGGGCCCAGAACAUGGAGGCCCCUUAUUUCUUCUAAAUUACUCUUUCCAGCCCUGAAGAUUAGGUGACUGUAGUCUGAUUAUGGCCACCCCGUGCUUAGACUGGCUUCUUAUCACCCAUCUAGACCUGGAUUUGGGAAGUGAGUAAGCACAGGGCAAACAUCUGGGCGGUGUAAGCAUGGUCUGUUUCUCAGUGCAGUGGCACUGCACAGCUGUGCCUGGGGUGUGUGGUUUCCCAUCCCCAGUGCUGAGCUCAUCCAGAAACCCCACAGAUGUCCUGAGGGAAGCACCUUUCCCGUGAAGCUUACACUCCCUUCCACUUCUGUCUCCCUCCGCUGCUGUCACUGGCCAACUCCACACAGAACAGGGACGGUGAGCAGGGGUGCCCCUCCCUCUUGCUCCUUGCUUCAGUGCUGACUUUGAGUCCCACAUACUAUGAAGUUCUAAAUGUAUACUCAGUUUCUUCUCCAUUUCUCUACUUGCUAGUUUUCCUUCCAUCCUUUCUCUUGUUGCUGAGUCAUCACCCUCAAGAAUCAGUGCUUUUUGCCCAUGUCUCUGGCUUCCAAACCACCGAGCUACACAACCCUUCACCAACCCUGUGUCUUUAAGCAUUGCUUACUUUCCUUGCUCCAGGCUCCCUCAGCUCGUAAGUUAGGAACAUCUUUCUCAAGUGCUUGUUUAUUUAUUAAUAAAUAGAUCACUUUCUGAA
Microtus ochrogaster (prairie vole) is the source of this 4630-nucleotide messenger RNA. It is a transcript of the gene Arf3, whose product is annotated as ARF GTPase 3. NCBI's taxonomy places the organism in Eukaryota, Metazoa, Chordata, Mammalia, Rodentia, Cricetidae. Gene Ontology annotation, molecular function: GTP binding; GTPase activity. The record is from RefSeq and is a predicted model, not a curated record.